CCAGUGUUCAGUGCAUCUAAUAAACUCGUAAACAAACCAUUAAUAGCUAAAAGGAGUUCAAAUCACUGUGAGCUUUCAGCCUUUUUUAUACAAUUACACUUUGCGUAAGCUACAGACGCACGAGGCCCUGUCAAAACAAACCAGCGUUCUAUGAUGUAAACAUGAACGAGCGUAAGAUAUUGUGCUUCGUACUCUCCGUUAUUUUUUAUUUCUUCUACUGUGUUCACAUGCGGCUUAUGACGACUGACGUUAACAAAGAAAAAACGCAGAAUUUGAAUGAAAUCGUAGAGCGCAAGCAAGAAUUGAAACCAAACAACUCACAGCCGAAUGCUGCGAAGCCAAAAGUGAUACCUCUAUUUAUCAAAGACGCAUGUAGUGCGUUGGAAGUGUUCACGCAAAAACCUCAGAUUGUUAAAAUAAAACGGUCCAAAUAUAAAGAUAUGGAUCUGGAUAACAAAACUGUCAUGGUGGUAGGCAUAACAAUGUUUUUGUUUACACUGUUGCUGAUGGCUUUGCUGGACGUGCUGAAAGUGAAAGAGGAAGAACUUGCCGAGAGACUUCUCCAUCCAGAUGGGGAAAGGAGGCAGUCAUUGUCUGAAUUUGCCAACAAAAAAAUGCUACGAAGAGAAUCGAGCAAGUUUAGCCUGCAUUUGUGUCAGAUUUCAGAGUCCGUUGCGACUUCAAACGGAGAGAAAAACAGACCCUAUACUCGAGCUGAGUCUAUAAAUUCAUAUCUUGGUGAAAAGAGUCAGACCAAAAACUCAGCACCAGCAUCAAUUGGAGUAACCCCUGUGGAACACGUCUUUGUUAAAAGAGAGUCAGUUUCAAGGCUGAUUGGUGCCAGACCGGCCCCGAUGGUGCGUCGAUCGUCUUACCCGGCCCUACCUCUGAACCCUGAGAUCCAAGCUCUGAUGCUGAACAGCAGGCAGUCCUCCUUCGACAGCGACGACGAAAGUGACAAGAAACCCAAGCGUGUCAGGAUUCUUCGUAGAUUCUAAUCAGUAACCUCGGAUCAACGAAACAAUCUCGCCUAACUUGUAUUUAAAGACUGUUUCUUCAGGCUGCGGCAAACGUUGCGCAUAGCGUCGCGUCGAGAGUAAUAAAUAUAGCAUGAGGAUAUAAUCCAUUUAUUUUAUAGUGUAUUCAAAAGAAAAUGCGAGAGGCCUUUUUUUGUCGUGUUGGAAAAGGUUUAUGGAUACGUGUUGGAGGGUACAUGGGACUCCCCCCCACUGAGACUUCUACUAACCGUACUAAGGGACUCCCGCGCUAAAGAGGAGAGAAUCGGACCAUCCUGAUCCCUGCCCAAGGCAGCGAAGAGUCGUAACUAUUACAUGAUACUUAAUGCGACGGGCCUAAUGAAAUUAUCACAUGUAAAUUUUUAUUAAAAGACCAACUAAAAAAAAUACCUUGGUAGACAUAAUAAUGCAACAUAAAUAAAUCCAUA
Molecule: messenger RNA, 1444 nt
Organism: Pararge aegeria (speckled wood butterfly)
Lineage: Eukaryota; Metazoa; Arthropoda; Insecta; Lepidoptera; Nymphalidae
Exons: 2
Coding region: 162-998 (278 amino acids)
Source: RefSeq, a predicted model, not a curated record